CAUGCGCAAUACACAUGACUAAAAAAUCAUAACAAGUUCACUACCCUUAGCCUAAGAUAAAGUAAGUUUUAAGUAGACCAAGAAUUAUUAAAUGAAAGUGAGAAAGACAAGGGCGGUUUAAGGCCUUUACUUAUUUUUACUUGGCCGAAUGAAGAUAUGAAACAAACAAGAACCCUUUUAACAUACUUCUGGAUUUCUGUGACUUUUAUCAGUCCAGGUGAAAAUGCUAAUCAGCUUAAUGAAUACAUUCAGCACUAUGAACCACUGUCCUAUAAUCCAGAAGAGAUACAUAAAAGUCAUCUGCGUGCCAAACGUUCUCUCCAUAGUUCUCUUGUAUCUAUAAAUUUUCAUGCACAUGGGAGGCAUUUUCAAUUGAGAUUAAAAAGAGACACGGAAGUAUUAUCACCAGAUAUUAUAUUUGAAACAGCAGAUGGUUAUCAUGAAGAAUUAGACACAUCACAUUUGUAUAAUGGUAUCUUGUGGGGAGAACCCAACACAAGUGUGUAUGGUUCAAUAAGAAAAGGAGUAUUUGAGGGAAAAAUUCACACACGAAGAAAAACGUACUAUGUUGAGCGAGCACAUAAAUAUUUUGGGAACAGCACAGAACCGUUUCAUUCCAUCAUUUAUACAUCCAAUGAUGUUAAAGAUCCCUUUGCUGCUAAAAGACAAGGAAUUGCUGGUUGUGGUGUUACAGGAAAUACACUUCAGUGGAUGCAAGAUAUUAGUAAUUCCGCUGAUCCAGAAGUAAAAGAAACUAGCUCAUUACCAGGUUCUGCUGAAGCCAAAGAUAACAAAAGACCUAAAAGGUCUGUGCUUGAAGAGAAUAAUUAUCAUAACUUAUAUACUAGAGAAAUUCAGUGGAGGGCACCUCCUCGUUCUCAGCCCACAAGAACUCCAGAUAGAAGAGCAUGUUCUUUGUAUAUUCAGACAGACUCUUUUCUUUGGGAGCAUGUGAAACGUCAUGAAUCUACUGAUACAAAAGUUAAAGAAGAAAUUAUUUCACUUGUAGCACAGCACAUCAAUGCAGUAAAUCGUAUAUACGAAGAUACAAAUUUUAAUGGAUAUACUGGAAUAAAGUUUGUUGUUCAGAGAGUAAAGAUUAAUGAUUCUUCCGCUUGUGAUACACCUAUUAAGAGAGGAAGCAAUCCCUAUUGUAUUCCCAACAUUGAUGUAUCCAACUUCCUGAAUCUAAACUCUCAGACUAAUCAUGAUGAAUUCUGCCUUGCAUAUGUUUUCACAUAUAGAGAUUUUUCUGGAGGUACUCUGGGUUUAGCAUGGGUUGCUUCAGAUUCAGGAGCUUCGGGAGGAAUUUGUGAAAAAUACAAAUCUUAUACAGAAAACAUUGGAGGCCGACAAGUGCAGAACAAAAGAAGUCUCAAUACGGGAGUUAUUACUUUUGUCAACUAUAACAGUAGAGUGCCUCCCAAGGUUUCUGAAUUGACUUUAGCACAUGAAAUAGGUCACAAUUUUGGGUCACCACAUGACUAUCCUGAAGAGUGUCGCCCUGGUGGUAGUAGAGGGAACUACAUCAUGUAUGCUAGUGCAACAUCUGGAGAUCGAUUCAACAACAAUAAAUUUUCUCCUUGUAGUGUUAGAAAUAUCAGUGCUGUCUUGCAAGCUGUUUAUACCAAUAAUGGCAAAGAAAAUUGUUUCUUGGAGGAUGGAGGACCUUUCUGUGGUAACAAAAUAGUUGAGGAAGGAGAGGAAUGUGACUGUGGCUGGGACAUCAAUGAGUGUAGUGAAACUUGUUGUUAUCCAAAAGAAGUGGAACCAUACAAAAGACAAGACCCAAGAGCAAAACCUUGUACCCGACGCCCAGGCACUCAGUGCAGCCCAAGUCAGGGGCCUUGUUGUACAGAUGAUUGUCUCUUUGAAAACAGCCGAAAAUUGUGUCGGGAAAACUCGGAUUGCAGUUACAAGUCUAUGUGUGGUGGUAGGAGUGCAUUGUGUCCCACAUCACUUCCUAAGCCUAAUAAGACUGAAUGUAAUGAAGGCACCCAGGUAUGCUGGAUUGGAGAAUGUAGUGGGUCUAUCUGUGAGAAGUAUGAUUUGGAAGAAUGCUUUCUGUCUAGUGACCAUGGAGUAAAACCAGAAAAAAUGUGUGAGGUUGCCUGCCAGGAGCAGAAUCAACCUGUAACUUGUAAGAGCACAUAUGAAAUUGAAAAAAUGAAAGAUAUUAAGGGGAUCAAACUACGACCUGGAUCCCCAUGUAAUGAUUUCAAAGGGUACUGUGAUGUCUUUCAGAAGUGUCGAGCUGUAGAUGCAGAAGGUCCUCUAGCUCGACUAAAAAAUCUCCUAUUUAACCAGAAGACACUCAUGGAUAUUAGGCAGUGGGUUACGACCUAUUGGUGGGGUGUUAUGAUGAUGCUGAUUGGAUUAGCUAUCUUCAUGGGUCUGUUUAUUAAAUGUUGUGCUGUUCAUACACCAAGUAGUAAUCCGAGAAAACCUCCUGCACUUCGUAUCACAGACACCCUUAGGAGACCAGCGGAUACACUCAGAAGAAAGAGACAUCAAUCAGCACAUCAGCAAGGAAGAGCUGCACAGGGUCGAUCGGUCACCCAAGCUGAAUCUUUUCAACAGGCUCCUCCUAGUGAACCACCACCACCUUACUCUGGACCAAGUCCAUCUGCCCCACCUUCCGUUCCUGGACCUUCCUGGGGUUAUGGAGAGGGGAGAGGCCAUUACAAUAGAAAAGAAAGAAAUUGUCCCAAACCUGGUGUCCCCAGUAGUCAUGUUGAGGAAAAUAUGUAUGCUCCUGCGCGACCUGGACGAAGUAAUGUAAUGGAAAUGAGGUCCAAAAAUCGUGCCUGACCUUGAUCAAUCCAUAGGCUUUAACUUAUCAUAAAAUAUCCAAAUAUUGGAAUAUAAAAACCAGACAGAAUAAGAUGCAUGCCUCCAUUUCAUGGGGUGGAAUGUGUCUCAACAGAUAUCAGGUCCUCUCAUUUAUCCAGUAUGGGAGGGGGUGUUUUUGACUGGUAUCACCCAACUGCAUGGCAUUUAUGUCACUGUCCAUCAACACAGGCCUAUUAAACAGACUUGAGUCUUCAUUAAUGUACAUCGACUAACAAAGAUUUAUUUUCACACCGAUAGAAGAACAGCACCAAGGAGCUUUAUGGUUUGUCAGUUUUUCUUUUGUGUCAGGUUUUCACAGUGAACUUAGCUUACAGUUUGGUGAUAAGAUUGUUUAGUCAAGCUAAUAUGCAAAUGGUAUGGUAAAUAAUUUAUGCUUUACACUUUGGGUGAUUUUAACUGAAGUUUCACUGGUUUACAGAUACCUAAAACAAAACAUAAGUUUUAUGUGUUGGACAUUGUAUUUUGAACAUCUUUUUUUUUAGCAUUGGAUUUUAUUGAUUACAAUUGUGUAUUAAUUUCGUUUUUAUGUAGUUUGCUAUUUUUUAUUCAUGUUUUUUAGGGAUCUCAGUAAGUUCAGUAAUAACUUGUGCAAUUUUGAGAUAUAGUUUUUUGAGUAUCUAAAGUUUAUCGUGGAGGUAGAAAAAAAGUUGCAUGUGCCUACAGCUUAUCAGUUUUUAUAGUCCUGAUAAAAAGUAAAGUUGAGAUAAUCACAUUUUUGUUGAAUUAAAAUUACUUUUAAUAAAUGUAUGUUAAUGUUAAAAGCUAGGUAAACAUAAAAGUGAAUAUAGUAUGUCUAGAAAUUUCACUUCAAUAUUUGACAUUUUUGAAGUUAAAACAUAAUACAACUUGCAUGUAAGUUAGCCUAAUAUGAUGUUUUAGCUUCAUGAUUUGUGGAUAUUGUGUUACAGUUUUAAGUGACCAUGAUUCUUUCAACCCUACUAUUUUCAUUCUUAGUUUUUGCGUGUAUAGGUAAAUGAAAAAAAAACUUCAAAAUAAGUCACAAAAUAUAAAUAGAAAAUGAUAAUAUUACAAUGUUUUCCUCUUUUCAUUAGAAAGUUUGUACUAUUAAUUGAAAUUGCACUUGAAAAAAAAAAUAUAUUUUGUCCUGUAGCUUCAUUUUACAGUAGAAGAAAUUAUAUUUUCUAAACAAAUACUGUAUUUACACAUAGGUGUUUAAGUAGUAGGGUGUAAUUAUAGUAUGUUCUUUCUUUUUAUAGACCGUAUUUCUGAUAUAU
Molecule: messenger RNA, 4088 nt
Organism: Limulus polyphemus (Atlantic horseshoe crab)
Lineage: Eukaryota; Metazoa; Arthropoda; Merostomata; Xiphosura; Limulidae
Product: disintegrin and metalloproteinase domain-containing protein 10-like
Exons: 14
Coding region: 157-2811 (884 amino acids)
Biological process (GO): Notch signaling pathway; membrane protein ectodomain proteolysis
Cellular component (GO): plasma membrane
Molecular function (GO): metalloendopeptidase activity
Source: RefSeq, a predicted model, not a curated record